UUUCCUUUUGCUCUUUUCUGUUGGUCUGUUUCGCUUUUUUGUUUUCUCUUUAUAGUUGAGCCUCGGGUUGAUUCCGUCGUUUGUUUUUUUUUCUUUUGGGUUCUUUUUCUAGAUUCACCCUGUAUAUGGUUUUUUUUUUCUUUCUUGGGUUUCUCCUGUGUAUGGUUCGGCUGCUGAUUUGCCUUCUUUUUUUUUUGUUGGUGCCAGCUCCAAAGAUCACUGCUUGCAACCUUAUUGCUGGUUUCCUAUCUUGGUGGUUGUUCGUGGUGUUUUCCACCCGGAGUAAGCAUGGAGGGUGUGGGUUGAGGUUGGAGGGAGGCCUGCAGUGUGCCUGGCCGUUUGGUUCUCCUCCGGUCCCUGGUUCGUCAGCAAGGAUUGUGAUUUCGAGGUGUACAGCUCUGUUCUGUCUCCACUUCUUUUGCCUUUUGUUUUCUGGAACUCUCGGUUUUUUGGUCCGCUUGUGGGACUCUCGUUAUAGUUUAAGCUGCUGUGAUCAAGGAUUGUGAUUUCAAGCUGCACAGCUCUGUUCUGUGUGUGCUUCUUUUGCCUUUUGUUUUCUAGAACUCUCAGUUCUUUGCUCCGCUUGUGGGACUCUUGUUGCGAUUUAAGUUGCUGUGAUCAAGGUGAGGCUUCAUAUGCAUUCGUUCACCUAUUGGUUCAUUGCCUGCUACAUUCCUGUUCAUUGUAUCAUUAUACAUAUUGCUUGUUGCACGAUUGGCUUUAACUAUCACCUUUCUUUUUCCGUUCCUUCCUUUUCCCCCCUUCGUCCUUUCUUUGGGGCCAUUGUUCUCUUUCCGUAUUGCUUUUUGGCGCCUGGGUGCCAAUUUUUAAUUUUGGUUUAGAAUGUUUGUAGUGGGUGCGUCUUAUGUUUCUUUGUUACAGGCUGUAGUCAGUCGGUGCGACUCCGUGUCUAUUGCAUAUUUGUGUGAGGUCGCUGAUGAUGAUGCUGUGCUAGGUGGUGUAGAGAUAGAACCUGCCCCCCUUGCAUGCAGAGGCUACUCCGCAGCAUGUCUUCUUUUGGAGCUGUCCUCAUAUCACUUGCAUGGCCCCUUAUGAGCAGCGGCAUUCCAGGCUGUUAGUUUGCUACAAAUGUUGUAUGGGUUUCUUGUAGUCGAUUAUAACUACCAGGGACUACUGUAUUAUAGGAAAGUUGCACAGUCUGCUACUCAGAUAGCUGCUGGUGCUGUUCGUUGGAUCAGUGUUGUUGCCCUGUCAAUCCCUGUGCGAAGUGUGCCUCGUGCAGACAUAAAUGUUCUUUCACAGUUCCCCCUUAGUCAGCUUUCUCCUCCUGUCUUGUGGCUUUAGUGAGCUGUCUUGUCGUUGUUUUUUCUAAUCCAUUUGAUAUUGUUCUUCACCAUGUAAUAUUUAUCCUUUGUUUAGUGAUCAAGCACGUAAAUGAUGUCGUUUCCCUCAUUGUGUUAUUUUGUUUUUUUUUUCUUCCAUUACAUGGGAUACCAUGGUUCUUUGUUGGUUUUGCCUCUGCUUGUGCUAUUUUGUUAGUUCAUUUUACAAUUUCCUUGUGUUUUUUUGCUGGGGUAUUUGCUUAUGCUCUCCGGAGAAUAUUACCAGCUAUAAUGACUCGAGAUUCACGGAAGAAGCCAAGUAUGUGUGUUCAUUUGAAUUGAGUUGUGUUUAUGUGCCGUUCCCUAUAUCUUUGCCCUGAUAUUACACUGGGGAUCCUUUUAU
This is a messenger RNA of Phragmites australis (common reed), 1686 nucleotides long. RefSeq lists its product as uncharacterized. The transcript is spliced from 4 exons. The coding region runs from base 126 to 506 and encodes 126 amino acids. NCBI's taxonomy places the organism in Eukaryota, Viridiplantae, Streptophyta, Magnoliopsida, Poales, Poaceae. The record is from RefSeq and is a predicted model, not a curated record.